This is a messenger RNA of Elgaria multicarinata webbii, 777 nucleotides long. RefSeq names its product ankyrin repeat domain 63 (gene ANKRD63). The record is from RefSeq and is a predicted model, not a curated record. Gene Ontology annotation, cellular component: nucleus. Gene Ontology annotation, molecular function: protein binding. The coding region runs from base 1 to 777 and encodes 258 amino acids. Gene Ontology annotation, biological process: regulation of gene expression. The transcript has a single exon. Lineage: Eukaryota; Metazoa; Chordata; Lepidosauria; Squamata; Anguidae.
AUGCUGAAGCCGCGGGACCUUGGCCCGGGAGAGUCGACGCGGACCUUCCUGGAGGCGAUGAAGGCGGGCCGGCUGCACCUGGCGCGCUUCGUGCUGGACGCCCUGGACGGCGAGAUCGUGGACUGCCGGGCGGACCGGGGCCGCACGCCGCUCAUGUACGCCGUGCUGCUGAAGGACCCGGCGUGGCGCCUGGCCUUCGCGCGCCUGCUGCUGGAGCGCCGCGCCGCCGUCAACAUGCGCGACGACGCCGGGCGCAGCGCCCUCAGCCUGGCCUGCGAGCGCGGCUACCUGGAGGUCACGGAGCUGCUGGUCCAGUUCGGCGCCGACCCGGACGCGGUGGACUCGCGAGGCUGGAGCCCGCUCAUGUACGCCGCGUCGCAGGGCCAGACGGCCGUCAUCGAGUGGCUGCUGCGCGUCUUCCGCCGCCUCGGGCUGUACCUGGAGCGCGCCGACCGCUCCGGGCGCACGGCGCUCCUGCUGGCCUCGGCCGGGGGCCACGGGCAGUGCGUGCGGGCGCUGCGAGCCGCCGGCGCGCUGCUCCUCGCCCAGCCGGGCCCAGACGGCGAGGCCGCCGACGCCGCUGCUGCUGCGGCUGCUCCUCCCGCCGCGCUCUCGGUCCACGUGGAGCCGCAGCUGCUGCAGGCGGAGUGCUCGCAGCAGCGGCGGUGGCAAGUCAGGGCCGGCUCCGAAGCGGCGCAGGAGGCCGCGGCGCCGCGAGGCCGCCCGCUGAUCCGCAGGGCCACGGCGCCGGACUGCCAGAACUUGAUCGGCUGCUGA